GGCAACAUUGACAUUUUAACAAAACAAAUUUUAAGUGUUCUGCAAUUUCUUUCUUGCGUAUUUUUAAUUGUAUUUGCAUUAAACAAAAUCUCACCAUGACCACAAAUGGUCUUGAGUCAAAGUCGUCUACUCACAGCUCCCCAGGCCAACUUAUACCCUUGAUGAAUUGCAAGCGGCAAGAUUAUCUACACUGGGAUGAUUAUUUUAUGGCCACCGCAGUUUUAUCUUCGCAACGUAGCAAGGACCCUGUGACCCAAGUGGGUGCUGUCAUCGUGAAUGAGGACAAUCGUAUUGUGGCCAUCGGUUACAAUGGCUUUCCCAGUCGCUGUGAAGAUGAUGAGUUCCCCUGGUAUAAACUGUCGGAAAUAGAGGAUCAACUGGACAAGGAUCAGCAACUGGAUCCAAUGAAUGAUAAGAAAAUGUUUGUAGUGCACGCCGAGGCCAAUGCGAUAUUGAAUAAGAAUUGUGCCAAUUUAAAGAAUACACGACUCUACACGACUCUCUUUCCCUGCAAUGAAUGCGCCAAACUUAUAGUGCAGUCGGGCAUAUCGAAAGUUUUCUAUAUCUCCGAUAAGUAUGCUGACAAACCAAUAUAUCGUGCGUCGCGCCUUAUGUUUGGUAAAGCUCGCAUCGAGUGUGAGCGUUAUGUGCCGAAACAAAAGAAAAUCGUUAUAGACUUCGAUAGGAUAUUGAAUGAGGAUUUGAAUCUGACACAGGAAAUAGAGAAUUUCAGGCUGUAGAAGGGAUAAGGAAGAAGAUCUUAAAGGUCGAAUGGGUGCACAACCUCUUACGAGGGGACUUCAACCAGUCAGCAUAAUAGUUUUAAAAAUAUUUAAGUGACAAAAAUUGAAUCUUUGUUUAAAACAGUGAUAGCGAACAGUUGUGCAAAUGCCUAUGAAUGCCGCUGAUAUAAGGAAGAAAUUCUGCUUGCCCCGACACAUGCGCAAAAUAAACUUCUGUCGGCUCAUAGUUAAAUCAAAGGGAACUUCGAGGUACUUCGUCUUGCAUCGGCACAUGUAGAAUUUAUAGCCUCUAGCAGCAAUCGCAGGUAUUUGCCCAAGUACCCGUCAUUGCUUAAGAAUAUCAACUUAGUUUAAUUGGCUAAAAUUGUUUUUUUUUUAUAUAUAUGGCUGUAUAAUUUUAUGUAUAUGGAUGUCUGUAUGUAGUCAUGUGUGUUUAUUUAUUACAUCAUAAGUUAAAAAAAUUGUUUUGUUCAUUUUAAACUUUAGACAAAUAAAUUAAAUUACGCUCAGACUCAGCAUUCACUAA
This is a messenger RNA of Stomoxys calcitrans (stable fly), 1269 nucleotides long. RefSeq names its product probable deoxycytidylate deaminase. Bases 96 to 740 code for a protein of 214 amino acids. Gene Ontology annotation, cellular component: cytoplasm. Lineage: Eukaryota; Metazoa; Arthropoda; Insecta; Diptera; Muscidae. The record is from RefSeq and is a predicted model, not a curated record. Gene Ontology annotation, biological process: dTMP biosynthetic process; dUMP biosynthetic process. Gene Ontology annotation, molecular function: dCMP deaminase activity; zinc ion binding. The transcript has 2 exons.